This is a messenger RNA of Sapajus apella (tufted capuchin), 3496 nucleotides long. RefSeq names its product alanyl-tRNA synthetase 2, mitochondrial (gene AARS2). NCBI's taxonomy places the organism in Eukaryota, Metazoa, Chordata, Mammalia, Primates, Cebidae. Gene Ontology annotation, cellular component: mitochondrion; cytoplasm. The transcript has 22 exons. Gene Ontology annotation, molecular function: amino acid binding; nucleic acid binding; alanine-tRNA ligase activity. Gene Ontology annotation, biological process: tRNA modification; alanyl-tRNA aminoacylation. The record is from RefSeq and is a predicted model, not a curated record. Bases 35 to 2992 code for a protein of 985 amino acids.
CUUUGACCCUGUAAAGUCACUGCCCGGAGCUAAGAUGGCGGCGUCGGUGGCAGCUGCAGCCCGGAGGCUGCGGCGGGCCAUUCGAAGGUCGCCCGCAUGGCAGGGCCCCAGCCAUCGGCCGCUCUCAUCGGAGCCCGCUGCAGCCCAGGCCUCGGCGGUGAGGGCUGCCUUUCUGAACUUCUUUCGGGACCGCCAUGGCCACCGACUGGUACCCUCCGCUUCCGUGCGGCCCCGCGGCGACCCCAGUUUGCUUUUCGUCAAUGCGGGCAUGAAUCAGUUCAAGCCCAUUUUUCUGGGCACCGUGAAUCCACGAAGUGAGAUGGCAGGCUUCCGACGUGUGGCCAACAGCCAGAAAUGUGUGAGGGCUGGAGGACACCAUAACGACCUGGAAGAUGUGGGCCGAGACCUUUCCCAUCACACCUUCUUUGAAAUGCUUGGCAAUUGGGCCUUUGGGGGUGAAUAUUUUAAGGAGGAGGCUUGUAGCAUGGCCUGGGAACUGCUGACUCAGGUCUAUGGGAUCCCUGAGGAAAGACUCUGGGUCUCCUACUUUGAUGGUGACCCCAAGGCAAGGCUGGACCCAGACCUGGAGACCAGGGACAUCUGGCUGAGCUUAGGGGUGCCUGCUAGCCGUGUGCUUUCCUUUGGACCCCAAGAGAACUUCUGGGAGAUGGGGGAUACUGGCCCUUGUGGGCCCUGUGCUGAGAUCCACUAUGACCUUGCUGGUGGGUUGGGAGCCCCGCAGCUGGUAGAGCUUUGGAAUCUGGUCUUCAUGCAACACAACAGAGAGGCAGAUGGAAGCCUGCAGCCCCUGCCCCAGCGGCAUGUGGACACGGGAAUGGGCUUGGAAAGGCUGGUGGCCGUGCUGCAAGGCAAACACUCCACCUACGACACUGACCUCUUUUCCCCACUGCUCAGCGCCAUACACCAGGGCUGCAGGGUACCCCCUUACUUGGGCCGGGUAGGGGUGGCAGAUGAGGGGCGCACAGACACAGCGUACCGCGUGGUAGCUGACCACAUCCGCACACUCAGCAUCUGCAUCGCUGAUGGCGUCUUUCCUGGGAUGUCAGGUGCCCCGUUGAUUCUUCGUCGGAUCCUCCGUCGAGCUGUGCGUUUCUCCACAGAGAUCUUAAAGGCACCACCUGGCUUCCUAGGCAGCCUGGUGCCUGUAGUGGUGGAGACAUUGGGAGAUGCUUAUCCGGAACUGCAAAGGAACUCAGCCCAGAUAGCCAACCUGGUGUCAGAGGAUGAAGCAGCCUUCCUGGCCUCCCUGCAGCGGGGUCGGCGGAUCAUUGAUCGGACUCUGAGGAGCCUGGGGCCUUCAGAUAUGUUCCCUGCUGAGGUGGCCUGGUCCUUGUCACUGGCUGGAGACCUGGGGCUUCCCUUGGACCUGGUAGAGCUGAUGCUGGAGGAGAAAGGGGUGCAGCUAGACUCCGCUGGGCUAGAACGUUUGGCCCAGGAGGAAGCUCAGCACCGGGCACAGCAGGCUGAGCCAGUUCAGAAGCAGGGAUUGUGGCUUGAUGUCCAUGCUCUGGGGGAGCUGCAGCGCCGAGGAGUGCCCCCAACUGACGACAGCUCCAAAUAUGACUACUCUUUGCAACCCAACGGAGGUUAUGAGUUUGGUGCCUGCGAGGCCCAGGUGUUGCAGCUGUAUACAGAGGACGGGAUAGCAGUGGCCUCCGUGGGGAAAGGCCAGCGCUGUGGCCUCCUCUUGGAUAAGACCAACUUCUACGCAGAACAGGGGGGCCAGGCUUCAGACCGUGGCUACCUGGUGCGGGCAGGGCAAGAGGAUGUGCUGUUCCCAAUAGCCCGUGCCCAGGUCUGUGGGGGUUUCAUUCUGCAUGAGGCAGUAGCCCCUGAGUGCCUGCAGAUAGGGGACCAGGUGCAGCUGCAUGUGGAUAAGGCCUGGCGUCUGGGCUGCAUGGAGAAGCACACGGCCGCCCACCUGCUGAACUGGGCACUGCGGCAGACCCUGGGCCCUGGCACAGAGCAGCAGGGCUCCCAUCUCAAUCCUGAGCGGCUGCGCUUCGAUGUGGUCACCCAGACCCCAUUGACUCCAGAGCAGCUCCGAGCGGUGGAGAACACCGUGCAGGAGGCUGUGAGGCAGGAUAAGGCCGUGUACAUGGAGGAGGUGGCCUUGGCGCUCACUGCCCAGGUCCCUGGCCUGCGCACUCUGGAUGAGGUUUACCCAGACCCUGUGCGAGUGGUGUCAGUGGGGGUGCCCGUAGCCCAUGCAUUGGACCCGGCCUCCCAAGCCGCACUGCAGACCUCUGUGGAGCUAUGCUGUGGGACGCACCUGUUACGUACAGGGGCUGUAGGGGACCUGGUUAUCAUCGGGGAGCGCCAGCUUUCCAAAGGCACCACCCGCCUACUGGCUGUCACGGGGGAGCAGGCCCAGCAGGCCCAAGAGCUAGGCCAGAGCCUGGCCCAGGAAGUGAAAGCAGCCACUGAGCGGCUGAGUCAAGGGAGCCGGGAUGGGGUGGAGGCACAUCGGCUAUCCAAGGACAUAGGACGACUCAUUGAAGCUGUGGAGACUUCUGUGAUGCCCCAGUGGCAGCGACGGGAGCUGCUGGCCACACUGAAGAUGCUGCAGCGGCGUGCCAACACUGCCAUCCGUAAGCUGGAGAUGGGGCAGGCUGCAAAGAAAACCCAGGAGCUGCUGGAGCGGCACUCGAAGGAACCUCUGAUUGUGGACACAGUCUCUGCUGAGUCCCUCUCAGUGCUGGUGAAGGUCGUACGGCAGCUGUGUGAGCAGGCCCCCAAUACAUCUGUGCUCCUACUCAGCCCCCAGCCUUUGGGGAAGGUGUUGUGUGCCUGUCGGGUGGCCCAGGGUGCCACGCCCACCUUCACAGCUGAGGCCUGGGCACUGGCAGUGUGCAGCCACAUGGGGGGCAAGGCCUGGGGCUCGAGAGUGGUGGCCCAAGGCAAUGGAAGCACUGCUGACCUGGAAGCUGCCCUCAACACAGCCCGAGCCUAUGCCCUCAACCAGCUCUGACCCAGGCCCACCCAGGGACCCGCAUGGACUAAAGGCAAGUGCCAGGUUGCCCUGAAGGAGCCAGCAGAACUCCCCACAGGCUGAAGAAAGGACUAGAGACUGGAGGCCAGCAGCUGAGCCAAAGAGGACCAUGUGGACCAGGCCCUGCAUGAUACAAGGAGAUAACGGGCUAGGGAACGCAGAAGUGGGCCCAGAGACACACACCCCCUUGGUGAAUGAGAAGACAUAUGGUUGUGAUUGCACAUUAGAAAUUAUUGCACAGAGGAUAGGAAGCUCCAGAAGGUUCUAUUUGAAAAAGAACACUGUUUCCCCUCCCAGCAACCUGGUAUGGGUGCCCUAACACCAGUCUGAACUCAAAACUAUCUGAAAGGCCACCUGGGAUCCAAAUCGGGCCAUCCUCAUUGCCAUGAGUGCUCAGACAGGCUCUGCAUGCCUGGCAAUGGUGGGCACCGACAAUAGGCUCCCUGGCUACCGGGAAGAUACAGAAUCAUCCUGUGAAAAUCA